Molecule: messenger RNA, 7166 nt
Organism: Eleginops maclovinus (Patagonian blennie)
Lineage: Eukaryota; Metazoa; Chordata; Actinopteri; Perciformes; Eleginopidae
Gene: midn
Product: midnolin
Exons: 7
Coding region: 2121-3821 (566 amino acids)
Cellular component (GO): nucleus
Molecular function (GO): protein binding
Source: RefSeq, a predicted model, not a curated record
GUCUGUAAUUCGAACAGUUAUGCAUGCUAUCUGUAAUGUGGACAAGUUUGACGCAGGCUGUAGCCCAUUGUGUUGGUGGGUUGAGCAAUUGAUUUGAGAGAAGCAGUCAAUCGCGGAUCGAUAAAAGCAUGUUGUCAAGUGAUUGGAUGAGCCACCUUCCAUGUAAAUGCUUUGGACAUGAUUAACUUAAUAAGGCCGCUAUCGACGACACGAGAAUGUCACUGUUACUGUAAAUUAUAAUUAGUGUCUGACAGUAAGUCGUUGCUGCUGUUGUCCUUUUAGAUUCAAAUUAACAACGUGAUAAAAUAAAUGCUAAAAGUUUCAUAAUAACUCUUUAUGAUUUGAGCCAAGAGCAAAAACAAGUGAAGUCAUAUUUAUAGCAGGUCUUGGUCUAAAGUCAAAACUCUACAAUUGCAAAAAGUCUUAACUAUGAAUCACAGGUUUGAUUGACAGAAUUCAUUCCGUGUCCACUGGGUGGCGACCGAGUAUUUUCUUUGUUAUGUUAAAGCCCCUAUACUUGUUUUGGAUGAAUCGGUGGAAAUGAACUAGAUACCUGCAUGGUCUUAUUUGUCCCUCUUUGUGUGUUGGAUACUCUGCUCAGUUUUGUCAUCUUACCAUAUUUAAAUGGGAAACAUGAAAUUGUGGAAGUGUGUGUGAAUGUUGAAACAUGCAGAAUAAUCAUGUCUUGUUUCAUAUUGGCACAUACAUGAGCCUUUACACACACUUUUUGAAACCGAUACUGGAUAUGUUGCCUAAUAAUGAACUCUACUUUCUCUACGGAAAACGCUGUCCAAUGUUUAAUUUCCCUGUCCAAUAUUUAAUCUGCAAUCACUUUAUUAGUAUCUGCAUGUUUCUGAGGUCAGGGGGAAGGAUGAUGAUUUUAGCAUUACUCGUGCCACACCAACCUAUGUUAAAGAUGUACCACUCCAAGUGUAACCACUGGUCUUUCUUCCAUGUCUUUUCCGACUGCAUCCACAUUAGUAAUGUUGAUUAGCUACUCCUAUGACAUUUUUUUGCAAUGUGUGUUUUAACAAGACAUGUUACUUUGAGUGUGGUGUUACAUAGUUCUCACACAAGACCAACUUUAAAUAGCAUUUUCGACCGGGGACCUGACACAGAUGAAAACUUUGAGUGGGAAGAAGACAAUCUUUGAUAAAAUGGGAUAAAUAUGCUAGCUGGGUAGUUAGUUCUAAUCGAUGUAGCUAUUUGUGAAAGUUCAAAUAGUGAGUAAAUUACUGAAAUCAAAUCAAAAAAUCGUCUUUUGAAUUGCCAUUCCUGAAAUCUUACGGUGACCUCUAAAGCUCCUCGGACCUCCAUUUAGGCCCCGUUGCGAUACGCUACCGUGGUAUGGUCUCAUAUUUUGUUCUAUACUGUAAUUUAUUAUGAAUGGCAUAAACUCGCCUGCCCUCCACGUGGGUGUGAAUCUCGACUUGCUAUUGGCUGGAAUUCGCAGCGUCCUGAAGUAGCUCAGCUGUGAUUGGCUGGUCCUGUCUUUCGGCUGUGGGCGUAUUUUAUCGAUGGUGGAAGUGGGAUACUUUGUGACUGUUCAUUGUCGAUAUUUCACUGGAGCUGCGGUGGGUAGGAGUGCGCAGCGGAGAGCCUCCACUAUUAACCGAAUGAGGCUUUGCAGAACACGGACCGUUUGUUAUUCUCAUACAAAGCGUGUAAAAGCUGACAAAACACCGAGAGGGAUUUGUAUUCUUUUUUACUAGACCUCCUAGUUUUUGUUUUAAGUAAACGCCUGAGCGUCCGUGGCGUUUUUGUUUGCUGACAACAUACUUGCGUUUCUGCCAGGCAUUUACACAUCUAUGUAGCAUUUAGAAAGAAGGAAGGAAGACUUUUGCUUGCAACAAAGAAAACGAUCAAACAAAGAGAAAAGCAUAUGCAGUUGACUUUCCUGUGGGAAUAUUCUCAUGAUAUCGACGAGAGAGAAUACGGACCGGGUUUUAUUCUGACUCUCGAAAGACGAGAGAAAGAAAGAGAGAAAGCUCUCUGAAUGCUGCCUUUGAUUUGCGAGCAGAACAAGGGACAGUAGCCGGAGCGUCGGACCUGCUUCAACCUUCUCCUUCAUACCCAGCUCUGCUCGUCUUGUCUUCCCCUCACUGACUACAGGUUAUCGGAUGGACCAGCACCCCAGCGCCCGGAGCUGCACCAGUCGCGGGGCUUCGUCGUGCGAGGCCGUCCCGACUGAGCCCUCCAUGAAUCUGUACAUCCACUCCACCACCGGCACACGCUUUGAGCUCUCCCUGCCCCAGGAGGAGACCGUGGAUGGACUGAAGAGGAGGCUGUCUCAAAGACUCAAAGUACCUAGAGAGAGACUCGCUCUGCUGCACAAAGAAACGCGACUAAGUUCAGGCAAACUCCAGGAUCUAGGUAUCUCUGAUGGGAGCAAGUUAACACUUGUACCAACCGUCGAAGCAGGAUUAAUGUCUCAAGCAUCAAGACCCGAACAGUCCGUAAUGCAAGCCUUGGAGAGUCUAACUGAAACUCAGGUCAGUGACUUCCUGUCCGGCCGCUCCCCCCUCACCCUGGCGCUGCGUGUUGGCGAUCACAUGAUGUUCGUGCAGCUCCAGUUGGCGGCGCAGCAGGCCGGCGGACCGCAGCUCCAGCACAGACACGUCAUCACCCGGAGCAACGCGGAGGCCGCAAUUGGACAGCCCACCGGGCAGCCUCGCGUUCCCCACCCUCACUCCCACCAUCACCCCCAUCAUCCACAGCCCAGCCCCCACUUGGCCCAGCCUCACCCUUCUUCCCCAGUCUCCCCUUCCUUCCCGCUGCCCUCCACGCACCACCAGCCCAUCCCUCCCAUGUACCACCAGUCGGUCUCCUCCACUCACUGUAGCCCCCCUACUCCCCCUCCGCAAGCCCACUCCCCUCGUCCGUCAAACAUCCCUGGAGGGCAUUUCCGCUCUCCAGCCCAUCACCAUAGUCACCAACACCACUACCACCAGCCUUCUUCAAGCCAACCCAGCCACGACGUCGGCCAGGCCAGCCCUGUAGCCCCGGUCCUCUGCCCUGAAGCUAACUGCAGCCCCAACAGCCCCAACAGCUCCAACAUCCCCAACAGCCCCAACAUUCCCAACAGUCCCAACAGCCCAAACAGCCCCAGUGGCAGCGGCAGUGGAAGUGGCAGCAGCAGUGGCAGCAGUCCCUCAACACGCUCCCGUAAACCCGGGGCUAUCAUUGAGAGCUUUGUCAACCACGCUCCCGGAGUCUUCUCAGGGACCUUUUCAGGCACUUUGCACCCUAACUGCCAGGACAGCACUGGGCGUCCCAGACGAGAUAUUGGUACCAUCCUGCAGAUCCUCAACGACCUCCUCAGCGCUACGCGCCACUACCAGGGCAUGCCCCCCUCCCUCACCCAGCUCCGCUACCAGACCCAAUGUGGUUCGCCCACCACACCCUCCCCCUCGCCGCCUCCCUCACCCCAGGUUGCUGGCAUGACGGGCCUCUCUGCCAAAGCUACCUCUGUGCCCGCCAGCAUCCCCAUCAGCCCUCCUGCGACUCUUCAUCCGCUGGUGCAGUGCCAGAGCCAGAUCCGCAUGUGCAAACCCCCUGGUGACCGUAUACGUCAGACUGAGAACCGCGCAACUCGCUGCAAGGUGGAGCGCCUGCAGCUGCUGAUGCAGCAGAAGCGCCUGCGCAGGAAGGCCAGGCGGGACCAGCGCGCUCCGUAUCAGUGGCUGCCCAACCGGAAGGCGGGACGCAGCAACAGCAACAGCAGCAUGUCCAGCGAGGGCUCCCUCGACCUGGACUUUGACGACUCUGUGUGGAAGCCCGACGUAAAGGCCGACCUGAAGUCUGAGUUCGUUAUGGCCUGAAAAACGUCUGAUCCCACUCACUGUGGAAAAGAUUCAAAGAUGUGCAAAGCGUUGCUUGGGAUUUACUUAGAGAUAUAUUUUGAGGGAAUGGAUUGGCAGGAGGUGCCACAGAACUGUGCAAAGCGGAAAGCUGGCGUCUGUCAGAUGAAAUAUAAAGCUCCCUGCAUACUUUAAUCCCAUCCUGUCCUUCUCAGCUGACGUUGUGAAAACGGCAAGAGAACUUUCUUUUGAUGCUUGGAUUUGGACAGGCAACUACCGGACUUAACAGUGUACAAGACUUUUUACGGUGUGAUUACAGAGACCAUAUCUGAACUUGAGCAUAGCAGAAUUCAGUGGGUGGUGGUGGUGGUGGUGGUGGUGGUAUUUUUCAGAUUUUUGUUUCUAUGGUUCGUUUUUUAAGCGCACUCUGGACAGCAAUGAAGAGAUCCACACUGGACUUACUAAUAGGAGCACCAGAGGCCUCAGUGUUUCCUCGAUGGCAGAACUGCCAAACUAUGGAUUGUUCCAAUGGGCAUUCUUAUUGAUCUCAAACUCACCAACCAGAGUCUACUUUUUACCUGUUACGGGGUGGUUAAACCUUUUUUUUGUUUUCAUUUUGAAACAUAUUAUUAUAUUUUAUAAACAAAAAAUAUGUAGCAUUGUUCACAAAGCAUUCAGGUUUUCAUAUAACAGUUCAAAGUAGUUGUUGAUUUGCACAUUUUCUUGAUUUAUAACAGCUGGUCAAAGUGUGCAAGGAGGAGGAGGUGGGGCCUGAAAUCGAUAAAAAUAAAAAAUGAAUAUGGAAGUAUUGAUAUCAACCUCAGUGACAUAGGGUAUCGAUAGGAAUGAUUAAUGAGUUAACUAAAUAAAUUAAUAUUAACAGAAAGUGCUUUAGAGGAUUUAAAAAUCUUUAAAAUGUAUAUGGAAAAAAAAAUCUAUUUUUUAUUUCUCCUAUCUGCUGUUUUCAAAAGACAGCAGCCCUUUGUGGCUUUAGUCAAGUUGUUGACUACCAACAAAUACAUCCAUUUAAUCAUUCAUUAGCUCAUUGCUUAGAACAAAUUAUACUGAAAGAUACAUUUCAUCCAGCCCACUUUAUGUCUCACAGACCUGAUUGGACUUGUUGAUGGUUUGUAAAGUUGUUUGUGUACAUACAUGUGACAAUUGGCAAAGGUUUAUGAGGGUGUGUGUCUACGUGUGACUUUAGUGUAAAUUGAUUUAGAAUACCCAAUGUUUUCGUCCGAGUUGUACCCCCCAUAGUUUCUCAAAAAUCAAAGAUCAGCUGCAGUGAAUGCACGGGUCACUAUCCCAAAAUGUCACAUUCGGAUUCGGUUCCUCUGCCAAGUCCUCAUAAUAUUUUGUUAUUGGCAAAAGAGGGAGAUAAGUGGGCUCUGUAUCCAGCAUCAUUAUCUAGUGCCUCCACCAGUUCAUCCAUAGACAUAUCAAGUUAGGCCUUUCACGAUUUUGCUGCUACACAGUAGGACUUCAGAUGAGAAAAAAAAAAGUGAAAAGGAAAAAGUGACUUUUAUUUGCAUGCAGUGUGAAUUACACUGAUCUCUUUUCUAUUGAUGGAAGAAAAACAACUGGUGCUGUGGGAAUGAAGGUUAACAACAUGCAUGAAUUUGUGAAGAAAAUAAACAAUGCUGCUUUUGUUGGUUAGGUUUUUGUAAUUUUAAAUUUCUCAAUGUUAGAACAACAGUGUCCUGCUUAAGUAUUACAAACGCAAAACCAAAACAGAUGAAGUUAAGUGUGGACUCGCAUCUUGCUCAGCACUGAACAUUCCUGUUGUGUGACAAUGAAGAUGAUGAUGAUGAUGAGCAAAGAGCAGCUGACUCUUUCCCCACUCCCCGAGCGCUGGUUUUACCCCCCAUGACUCUCAAUGACCCAGACAAACUUUUUAGCCACCUCCCCUCCUCCCAACCUGAACGCAAACCGAGGCUCGUGUGGACGUACUCUGGCAGGGAACUAACAGACCAGCGGAUUCUCAGUACUGUCCGUCAAACCCGAGAGAAACAUCUGGUCUGUCUCUUUAUCUGUCUGUCUGUCUGAUCGAUCGACCACCCUACCACAAUUGCACUCCCAGAGAUUGCAGUGAGAGAUUACCUUUUUGGUGAACCUCAUCUUUUUUUUAAGUGGCCUUACCUUUCACUAAAAAAAUGAGACACUUGGGGACAAUGGGGGCGGGAAUGUUUUGUUUUUUUUGUUGGUUUUUAAACUUUCUGUGUGCAUCGUUGUCAGACUUGUUGUCAUCAACGCACCAUUUUUGUCACUGAGGACACUGGGCAUCUGUUGUUUAGUGCUUUUAGCUGGUGGAGUCUCUAUUAUGUCAAGGCUUCUGUGCCUUAAAAUGUUGCCCUUGCUGUGUCAGUGUCAGAUUGAAGCUUGUUUUCAUUGGUUGGUACACAGGACUGUAGUAUUCACAGCCAUGAGAGUUGUAGAUUUAAGGGGUAAAGCUUGUUGAAGGGAAACAAAAACUAUUCAAACGUUGGUGUUGUUCCUCAAACAUGGCCUUCAUCCCAUUUCUUCAUUGUGCUGCCAUGCUUGUUGGUCUCCGUUGUCCUAACCUCACAUCCCUGUUAACUCAGUCCUCCCACCAACAAGCUGCAAAAGGCUACAAAUCUGUUUAACUUAUGUUAACUGAGGAAGUUUACAUCACAGUACUUAGAUGGCAGGAAACAACCCUGAAUAAGAAAAGUCCUCUGAGGACUCCAGACUACAUGCACUUCCUGUUUCCUUGGAUACAACAUUAUUAAAAGGACAUUUUAUCCCUUGCCCCUCCCAAAUUGUAUUUAAUUUUGUUUUGUAUAUGUAUGAAAUAUACUCUGUGUGUGCCUCACUUCUGUGUGAAACUCAAAAAGAUGAAACAAAACAAAAAAGAUGACAAAAGCAUUACAGAGAGGAUAAAAAACAGUAUGUUGGUGGAAUUCUGAUCACGUCAUUUAAGUUGCCUGUUCUUUCUUGUAGCCAACUAUUGAAAAUAACAGGAUUCAAGAAUACAAUUUACAAUGUUCUAGCUCUAGACCGGUGUAGCACAUGUGUGACUGUAUUAAUUUAUGAAACCAAAAUGGUAACUGUGAAUUAUGUAUUUCUUUGUGCAUUUUUUUUAAAAGCUGGGGAGAAGGCUGUCGGGACAUAGCAGCAGCUGAUGCUGGUGUCCAAAAAAAACUUUUGUUUUUUUGGUGGAUUAUAAUGGAAACAAAAUGUGUUUCUGGGAAAAAUAAAAAAAGUGAUAAAAAAUUGAAAAAAUUGAAAAAUUGAAAAAAUAUAUGAAUAUAUUUUUUUUCUUAAGCAAUACAUUUCAGUGUGACUUGUGAUAGAACAUUUUCUUUUUUUAGGUAAUAAAUAAAUAAAAACAAAAUGAGUACGUCA